AUGACGAAGAAGCAAGCACUCGCUGGCCAAGAGCCCCGCAAGCGUCGUGUUCACACCAAAUCUCGACAGGGCUGCCGUAAUUGCAAGAUCCGCCGUGUCAAAUGUGACGAGACCCAUCCGCGAUGCAGAAAAUGCCUCGAAUAUGGCGUCAGCUGCAACUAUCCAGCCCAAAGUCAGGGUCAAGGCCAAACACCAGAUCUAUUGACCUGGCAAUCCAACGAACCCGAAAACAACGGAGCAUGCCAGAUAAUUUUCAACACAAAUCCAAUCUCAAAAGCCCUCUUACCACCAAUUACAGUAGGAAAUGGCCCUGAUUCAUUCUCACUUGACCUCGAAAGCCAAGCGCGCCUACAUCGCUUCCAGACGCAGGUUCUGCCUACUAUUGGUACAGCGAAGAUGGCAGCAUUAUACCAAGAAUUUGUUAUUCCGUUAUCACUACCGCAUCCAUUCCUCAUGCACACAAUCCUAGGCGUAACAGCAACACAUGACCGUCUAUCUCUUGCAAUCGUAUCCCAACCAAUAACGCCCCAAGAAUCUCACCACCAGAAACACGCAGCCAAAACCCUAAUCAAAAAGCUCUCGGAGACAAUCAACCCCCAAGACCGCGACGCCCUCUGGGCAACAGCAGCUUUACUGGGAAUAGCAAGCCUGGCAUCCAUUGAACCGACAACACCCGCAGAAACAUGGCCAUUAAAACGAAGCACAUCCAUACCCCCCGCCCCAUCAGAUCCAGAUCUCCAAUGGAUGAACCUCACAAAAGGCAAAGAAGCAAUCUGGAACCUAACCAACCCCCUCCGCCCAGACUCCGUCUUCCACGUCCUAAAAGAAGAAUACCAAAUCCUAGGAGCCGAUCCAGGAAUCUGCGAGCUAUCCGAAAUACAAAGUGAAUUCGUGCACGUCUUCAACCUGAGCAAUAAUUCCAGAAUUACUCCCAACAUAAGCCCUACCCACAACUCCCCUCCCAAUCCAUCCCAUCCAGUCCACAAUCCCUAUCUAAAAGCAAUAUCCAUCCUCACCCGUCUACGCGGACGCGAGUGCAAGGAGGGCGCUAUACCGCGGGAUCUGGCGUUUAUUGGGUUUAUGGAGGGGUCGUUUAGGGGCUUGUUGCAGGUGAAGGAUGUGCGUGCUUUGCUUAUUCUGGCGUAUUGGUAUGCGCCGCUUUGUGGGAGUGUGUGGUUUAUUGCUAGACGGGCUUGGUUGGAGUGUCGGGCUAUUUGCUUGUAUUUGGGUAUAGUUUGUGAGGACGAGAACGUUCUUGCGUUGUUACAGGGGCCCAGGGAGAUGUGUGGGUUGGAUUGA
Messenger RNA from Penicillium nucicola, 1299 nucleotides. RefSeq names its product Zn(II)2Cys6 transcription factor domain-containing protein. The transcript has 3 exons. Gene Ontology annotation, molecular function: DNA-binding transcription activator activity, RNA polymerase II-specific; zinc ion binding. NCBI's taxonomy places the organism in Eukaryota, Fungi, Ascomycota, Eurotiomycetes, Eurotiales, Aspergillaceae. Bases 1 to 1299 code for a protein of 432 amino acids. The record is from RefSeq and is a predicted model, not a curated record. Gene Ontology annotation, biological process: regulation of transcription by RNA polymerase II.